This is a messenger RNA of Lepus europaeus (European hare), 2827 nucleotides long. It is a transcript of the gene ZNF467, whose product is annotated as zinc finger protein 467. The transcript has 4 exons. Lineage: Eukaryota; Metazoa; Chordata; Mammalia; Lagomorpha; Leporidae. The coding region runs from base 21 to 1811 and encodes 596 amino acids. The record is from RefSeq and is a predicted model, not a curated record. Gene Ontology annotation, cellular component: nucleus.
AGGAGCUACUCCAGGUUGCCAUGAGGGAGACCUUGGAGGCCCUCAGCUCCUUGGGACUCUCUGUGGGACAGCCAGAGAUGGCCCCCCAAAGUGAGCCCAGGGAGGGUUCCCAUAAUGCCCAGGAGCAGACGUCCUCUUCCAGGGAAGAGCGAGCACUGGGCUUGUGCUCAGGGCCCGAAGUUCCCAGGGGCCAGGAAGGUGCCCACCCUGAACAAGCUGAGACUCCCUGCAGAGGAGGCCAGGUGUGUACACCAAAGAAGGCUGAGCCUAUGGGUUCCUGUCCAGGGGAUGAGUGGAUGAUUCGAAAGGUCAAAGUGGAGGAUGAGGAUCAGGAGGCCGAAGAGGAAGUGGAAUGGCCCCAACAUCUAGCGUUACUGCCCAGCCCUUUCCCUACGCCCGAACUGGGUCACCUGGCUGCUGCCUACAAACUGGAGCCAGGCACGCCAGGGACGUUGGGUGGGCUCGCGCUGUCCGGGUGGGCUCCGGUCCCAGAGAAGCCCUAUGGCUGUGGAGAGUGCGAGCGGCGCUUCCGGGACCAGCUGACCUUGCGGCUGCACCAGAGGCUGCACCGUGGGGAGGGCCCCUGCGCCUGCCCGGACUGUGGCCGCAGCUUCACGCAGCGCACGCACAUGCUGCUGCACCAGCGCAGCCACCGCGGCGAGCGGCCCUUCCCAUGUUCUGAGUGCGACAAGCGCUUCAGCAAGAAGGCGCAUCUGACCCGCCACCUGCGCACGCACACGGGGGAGCGGCCCUACCCGUGCGCAGAGUGCGGCAAGCGCUUCAGCCAGAAGAUACACCUGGGCUCGCACCAGAAGACCCACACUGGCGAGCGGCCCUUCCCUUGUACUGAGUGCGAAAAGCGCUUUCGAAAGAAGACACAUUUGAUCCGGCAUCAGCGCAUCCACACCGGCGAGAGACCCUAUCAGUGCGCACAGUGCUCACGCAGCUUCACCCACAAGCAGCACUUGGUGCGGCACCAGAGGGUGCAUGAGGCGGCCAGCAGGGCCCAGCCUUCUCCUGAGGCGUCUGCCUCACCCGGUUCUCCCGCCGCGUUCCCCGCUCCCUCCCCUCAAGGGCCGAAGCCUUUUGCCUGCUCUGACUGCGGCCUGAGCUUCGGCUGGAAGAAGAAUCUCGCCACGCAUCAGUGUCUGCAGCGCAGCGAUGGGCGUCCUUUUGGGUGUGACGAGUGCGCACUGGGCGCCACCGUGGACCCCACUGUGACCGAGCCCCUGGCCUGUGCUACCCGUGGGCCAGACUGCGGUCCAGGGUCGGGCCCCAUAGCUCCCCAGAGCACCCCAGCAGGUGAUCGGUCCUUCUUCUGCCCAGACUGCGGGCGCGGCUUUGCCCACGGGCAGCACCUGGCGCGGCACCGGCGCGUGCACACUGGAGAACGGCCCUUUGCCUGUGCUCAGUGUGGCCGUCGCUUCGGCUCGCGGCCCAACCUGGUUGCCCAUUCCAGGGCCCACAGCGGAGCCAGGCCCUUCGCCUGCGCUCAGUGCGGCCGCCGCUUCAGCCGCAAGUCACACCUGGGCCGCCACCAGGCGGUGCACACGGGCAGUCGCCCCCACGCCUGCGUCGUCUGUGCCCGCAGCUUCAGCUCCAAAACCAACCUGGUCCGCCACCAGGCGAUCCACACGGGCUCCCGCCCCUUCUCCUGCCCGCAGUGCGGCAAGAGCUUCAGCCGCAAGACCCACCUGGUGCGGCACCAGCGCAUCCAUGGCGAAGCCGCCCACUCGGCCUCAGACACAGACCUCUCGGCGCCGGCCUGGCCCACUGCUGCCCAGGUGGCGCCACCCCCAGUCUUCUUCUGAGCCCCUGCCCGGGUGGGGAGCCGGGCUGCUGCCAGGCGGCUUAGAGCCCUGCGGGCCGGUUCCUUUCCCCGCGUGUCAAGGGGUGCGUAGCGAUCCCCUGCGGGAAGCUGUGGAGGCCUUAGUCCUUGGGAGACUACCACCCCGACGCCUUGCUCAGAAAAGCCUGGGCUGUGUACUGGGGAGGGAGAGAAUAGUUAUCUAUAAGCAGAAAGUGUGUGAGAGUUCAAAACCGGAAGUUCUGGGCUGUUAGUGGUUAGGGGAGGGGACCCCUGAUUCCUUCCCCUGCCCCGGCUCUGCCUGCCCAUCAACAAACCCCGAUGACCUUUCUGUUCUGGAGAAGUUCAAUGUGGCCAGCUGCUGUUCCCUCGCUCUUGCAAAUCAAAACGUGAAACACCCCAUGGCCCAACCUCUCCCCUGUCCCCUGCUUCUGAGGCGUUGUACGAGGAAGAAGCACUGGUGUGCUUUCCCUGCAGACUGCAACGGAAGGGAAUGCCGGGGAGGCAGACUGCCCUUUGGCCAUUCCCAUGGAGACCGCGGCCAGCCUGGGCUCUGAGCCCUGGGAGCAGCUCUGCUGAAGGGCUCUGGAGCAGCGGGUCUCACCUGCCGCCAGCCUGGCUGCUCGCAGCCAAGAACAGAUGGAGGUCGCUUUCCCAGCACACUUUGGAGCGCACUCUCUUGGUAAGAGUUGCUGUGACUGCACUCUCCCAGCCCGGGGAAGGCCUGAGGACAUCAGGAGAGCUUGAAGAGGUCAAGGGAGGUUGCCACGGUUGCAGACUACAGAGAGGCCUGAAAAAGGUGUGAAUGGGCAGAGGUGGAGAUGCAGGAGGAGGAGCACUGGAGAUGGCAGUGAAGGGCAGAAGGGUGGCGGGGAGAAUGCUGGCCUUGGAGUUCCUGUGGAGCACAGCAUUCGUUUUCCCUGGGCCUCCACUUUCUCAUUAAAACACAGAGUUGAUGUGGACGAGGGCUGAGGCUUUUUCCUUGUUAAUACUGCUAGCACCAAAGAUAAUCCUAGGAAG